This is a messenger RNA of Polistes dominula (European paper wasp), 4182 nucleotides long. Its product is annotated as atrial natriuretic peptide-converting enzyme. Gene Ontology annotation, biological process: proteolysis. The record is from RefSeq and is a predicted model, not a curated record. Lineage: Eukaryota; Metazoa; Arthropoda; Insecta; Hymenoptera; Vespidae. Gene Ontology annotation, molecular function: serine-type endopeptidase activity; protein binding.
UGAAAAUGUGACAAAUCGAAUCCCUCUUAAGAAUCGUCCUUGCUCCAGACAGCUUCAUAAACGUGCCCUCAGUAGUUUCGGGGAGGGAGUAGAACACGUCGUGCUGUGUAGAACCGGUAAUGACGUGAAAGUGCAUCCACGAGUGAGCGAGCGAACGGCAAGCAGCAGUCCUCUGGCUCCGUUCUCUCUUCGUUCUAGACAAUCUCCCGGCUCGUGGGCACAGACUCCAAUUUCAUCGACUUCAACAGAAAUUGGCCGUUCCUUAAAACACGAUAGAACAUAUCUUAACAAUUGUCUUGAAAAUACGAAACUAAUACCACUAAACUUUUCAUCAAACUUGUUCCUCAUCAAUCACAGUUUGUUAGUUUGUGUGUUCAUCUUGUUAUACUGUUAAUUUCAUUAUUUAUCAAUGGUGUUAAAACAUUCAAGUACGUCGAUUAGUAUCGUCUUACAUCUUAGCAGCUGGUUUACAGGUGUCCAUUUUUAUCGUUCACCUAUAACCGGUCCGAUCUUAAUGAGUUUUCACAUAGGCCACUGAUUUUUAAUGGACUCUUGUUAAUUGGGUCAAGUACUCGAAAGUUGACAAGAUUCUGGGACACUUUUGCCAAGUCAAAUUUCAACGAGUGUCUGUAAUUAUUUCGAAAAGGAUUUGAAAAUAAACACAGUGUGCACUUUUCUUUGGGAUCUUCAAUAUUUCUCAUACGAAUGAGCAACUUCUCUUCCCCCACUCUGGCAUCAUCAGACGUCGUUUUCUUUUCUCUAAAUUAAAUAAGAAAAGAAAAACAGGAUCGUGAGAAGAAGAAGAAGAAGAAGAAGAAGAAGAAGAAGAAGAAGAAGAAGCAAAGCGCAACGGCAUCGAUUCGAUCUGCUUCCUAAAAGGAUUUCUACAUUCGACGAAACAGAAGAGCACAAGGUGUUUGGUGCAGUGUGCGAAUCGGAGUAUAAAAAACGUAUGCAAUUUAUGCAUUAGUGUUAGGUGAUUAAAGGAAACAAAAAAAAAUGAGGUUGAUGAUUUCAUUCGCGAAUGAGGACCUCUCAGAGGGACGUUGACGGAAAAAGAAAUUUUGAAAAAAAGAAAAAAGAAAAAAAUCUAAAAACAAGAAGUGAAACAAUUUUUGAAGAUGACCGUCACGAUGGAACACAAGAGGAAGAGUUCGUGGGAUUCAAAGAAAUUUCACAGCAUUGUUCGCGAUCAUCCGCAGAUCUCGGUGAGCACGGUUAGCACAAGAAGAUUCAGUCGAGCUGGUACACCAAGUUCAAUCUUGUCUUCGGACAGUGACAUCAGAUUCACAAGGAAACUUGGUGGUCAAUACAGAUGUGGUUGCUGCGUUCUGGCUGCUUUCUUAUUCUUCCUUCUAUUUUCUGGAGUUUCAAUAUAUCUUGGCUACACGUUCCUAACAUCGGACACACCAGCGGAUCAAAUAUUCUUAGCAACUUUCCGUGUUACCGAGGGAGAUUAUUUUGCAUUGGAACUGGCAGAUCCAUCUACCGAGGCCUUUCGCAUUAGAUCUCGAGAAUAUCGUGAUCGUAUCAAUCUUAUUUUCCGUCGUAGUUGGCUCAAACUUUCAUUUCUCGCCUCAGAUGUUUUAGCACUCGACGGGGUGGAGGGUCGCGACUUGGUGGUUCAUUUUGACGUCAGAUUUGAUCCACGAUAUCAAACGAUCACCACCAGUGAUGUGGUUGACAUUUUAUCACGUGAGAUCGAUCCCAAUACUACGAAAUAUUUAUCCAAUUUAACGAUAGAUGCUAAAAGUCUCGAAGUUCAAGAAAGUUUAACAGCAUUAAAUGCACAAGUCAGCUUACAGACAACUAUUUCAACGAUUCCACCAACUACAACAGCACCACCACCAAGAAGAUGCAGUAGUUUAGAAUUAUCUUACUGCAAACAUCUUCCAUACAACAUCACUUCCUAUCCGAAUAUGUUGGGACACCGUUCUUUGAUCGAUGUUGAGGAAGACGUUAUUGCAUUUAGGGAAUUAGUAGAUGCCGAAUGUUAUCGUUCAGCAUACGAUUUCGUCUGUCAGGUUUUACAACCUGCCUGUCUAACCGGUGAACCCGAAGAUUUAUUGCAAUUACCCUGCAGAAGCUUUUGUCGUGAAUUUUGGAAUGGCUGUGGAAAUAGACUUCCCGAUAGGAUCAAACGAGCCUUGGAUUGUUCCAAUUUUCCCGAAUACGCUGAUGUUGGUAGUUGCCGACCAAAACCAGGAUGUGUACAAACCCUUCAAUCGAAGGCCUUGUCCCCAAGAAUUUGUGACGGGGUGAUUGAUUGUCCGGAUUUGGCUGAUGAAAAAAAUUGCGCUUAUUGUCGGGACGGUUAUAUGCACUGCGGAGUUGGAAGAACUUGCAUUCCUCAUAACAAACGUUGUGAUGGUAAAAUGGAUUGUCCAAAUGGAAGCGAUGAAAAAGAUUGUCUGUCAUUGUCCCAAAGUGUACGAGCAGUCAAAUCCCAGCCAUGGGAUACACCACAUGCUGCGAAAUAUAACAGCGAAGGUUACGUUGUUUUUAAUGAAAAAGGUACAAUUGGUAAAUUGUGUACGGAAAAUUUGAACGCCACUAUGCCAGCGACAGAAAUGGAAACUGUGCUUCAAACUGUAGCCAAUUCUCUUUGUACUUUGUUAACAUAUACUGGUGUCCAAUCUGUCGAGGUAAGAACUGAUGAUGAAGAAGACGUUCAAUACGUUCACAUGGAAGAUCCAUCAGCUACAGAAAUAACAUUUGUUAGGGCACCCUGUCCAAGUAAAGACGUCAUGUACAUCCGUUGUUCUGAACUUGAAUGUGGAGUACAGGCAUUACGAAAUAAAGGUAAACAGGGUCUAAGUAAAAUGGCAGAACCUGGUGACUGGCCUUGGCAUGCAGCACUUUUUAAGGAAGAGGUUCACGUUUGUGAUGCAACCCUAAUUGCUGAAACUUGGUUACUUACAACUGCUUCCUGUUUCCAAGGACAACCAAAAGCAGAAUGGUCUGCCAGAUUAGGUACAGUACGUCUUUCAAGUACAUCACCUUGGCAACAGGAACGUAGGAUUGUAGGAAUGAUUAAAUCUCCAGUAGAAGGAAGUACAACUGUUCUGUUAAAAUUAGACAGACCUGUAACAACUUAUUCGGAUUUUGUUAGACCAGUUUGUCUACCAUCUGCUCAAGAUCCACCAUCGACCAAUGCAUCUCAAUGCAAUACUCUGGGUUGGGCUAGAAAUCGUGAUAUGCUUCAAAGAGUACAACUGAGACAUAGUGCAAUGGAAAAAUGUGAAAAUAUUAGCAUUGCAUCAGUCAACAGCGUUUGCACCGAACCUGCAUAUUCUGUGGAUGAUUGCAAUGAGGAAGAAGUUGCUGGUAGUCCAAUGCUUUGUCUACAAUCUACUACUCAAACUUGGGCCUUAACAGGAGUUGGUAGUUGGCGAAUAGCAUGUUCUAAAGCAGGAAUUGAAAGACCUAGAUUGUAUGAUCAAAUAUCUUCUAAUAUCGCUUGGAUUAAAUCAACGAUUAGUUAAAUACCCUCACAAUCGUUCUAAAUUCCAAAAUAAUUCAUAAUUCAAUAUGAAAGUAUUAUUCUAUUGUUUUUGUUUGACGAAACAUAAAUUUUGAACCAAACGAAAAAAUGAAAACUAACGUAAACGUACUGACAUAAAAAUUGUGAUAAAUGUGCCGAUAAUUGUAACUGUGAAUUAAAUUGAUAACAAACUUUAUUCCAUAUGAUUUGAAUAAUUAUUAAUUGUUUUUGUUUUAUUAUUUGUUUUCUAAUUUGUUACACGACCAACAGUUCAAAUUAUCGGCACAAAUAUUUUAAAUCAUGAACGAUAUAGGAUUAUAUUAUUAUUAUUAUAUUUUUAUUUUGUAAUUAUCUAUUUUGCAUAAUUCGAACACUUGUUGUUGUUUUUUUUUUCUGUCAUUUGUCAUUUUUCCUCUCUCACUUUCUCUUUUUUCUUUCUCUGUUCGUUAUCGAGGUCAAGCAGCAAACAUCGCUAUUGCCAUUAGAUUGUAAUUUCCUAAACGUACAUAGUGAUACACGUAGUGAUAUUACUUAGCAUUUAUCAUUUUAGUAAAAAAAAAAAAAAAAGAAGAAAAAAGAAAUAAAACGAAAUUGCUAAAAAAAAAAAAAAUUCUACUUUACUUUGUACGAUUGUAAAUAGCAACUGAAAAGUCUUAUUAUUAUAUGUAAUAUCAUUUGAAAUAAAAUUUAUUUUUGAA